CAACUUCCGUCUGGAAUACGCUGCUUACAACAGCAAACAUCGUAUCUUCUCUAAAAAAAAUCCUACCUGCUGUACGAUAUUUGCUGUUGCAACCAGCGAAUAGACUGAUAAAAAAAUUAUCGUCAAAGCCGAACAAGUUUUCCAGUUUCUCUGCAUUUUCUUGCGCUAAUUUGCAAAAGUUUGCCAUUUAUUUCAUUAAAUAAAGUGAUAAAUUCACCGAAAUGGCUGCAAAAGCUGUGUGCGUUCUCAAUGGCGACGUAAAGGGCGUUGUGUAUUUCGAUCAAGCGUCCCCGGAUGCCCCUGUCGUACUCAGUGGCGAGGUAACUGGACUCACGCCCGGACAACACGGUUUCCAUGUACAUGAAUUCGGAGAUAAUACCAACGGUUGCGUUUCCGCGGGGGCUCACUACAAUCCCCAUGGCAAAGAGCACGGGGGUCCCGAUAGCGCUGUGAGACACGCUGGGGAUCUCGGGAACAUUGUGGCUGACGCCAAUGGAGUUGGCAAGGUCGCAAUUUCCGAUAAGCAGAUUUCCCUUAGUGGUCAGUACAGCGUUAUUGGUCGUACUCUGGUCGUACAUGCUGAUCCUGACGAUUUGGGACUUGGAGGGCAUGAGCUGAGCAAGACUACCGGAAAUGCCGGGGCUCGUGUUGCCUGCGGAGUAAUUGGAAUCGCUAAGAUUUAAUCAAUAUGAAAUCCAACAGAAUAUGAAAGGAAGCUUGGGCAAAAGAAUACUGGAAUGGGAAUUGAAAGCAAGGCUUCGGAAAUUUGUAAACAAUAUGAAUUACAUCCUGUUCAACAUAAUAUUAUUUCUGGGAAAUUGGAAUAAACUUGAAAUCUCCUAAA
Molecule: messenger RNA, 844 nt
Organism: Lutzomyia longipalpis
Lineage: Eukaryota; Metazoa; Arthropoda; Insecta; Diptera; Psychodidae
Gene: Sod1
Product: superoxide dismutase [Cu-Zn]
Exons: 3
Coding region: 222-683 (153 amino acids)
Biological process (GO): removal of superoxide radicals
Molecular function (GO): copper ion binding; superoxide dismutase activity
Source: RefSeq, a predicted model, not a curated record